Molecule: messenger RNA, 1431 nt
Organism: Paramuricea clavata
Lineage: Eukaryota; Metazoa; Cnidaria; Anthozoa; Malacalcyonacea; Plexauridae
Source: the annotation of a GenBank genome assembly
AUGGCGUCCAAGUAUAAACGUCCAUAUCGAGAUUUCAGCCGCGAUUUUGGUUUCAAACACAUAUUCAUUUAUUUCUGCAAUAAAACUGCUGGAGAAAGGCAAGCUGAAUUACACACUAAAGUUAUCGAGGAGAGUUGUGAAGAUAAGCGGCAGUGUUUAGUCGCAUUUUCAAGUUUACUGGAUGAAUCGAUCGCCUUAUCAUGUAUGAGCUUCCAAGACGCAUUCGAUGAAUAUAUUGGCAAGAUACCUUCACUAGCAUGUAUAAAGAAAGAUAAACAUGACAUCCGUUGCCAGUUUAAGGACAAAAUAUUGUCAAAGAAUGGUUUGCCCGUUCUCUAUUUAGAAAACAAUGGAAGCAGUUUCGUCAUGCUACAGGACCGCCCACUGGAUAAAAUAACACUCUGUCAGAGCCUCGACCAGGUCCUUGAUGCACCAAGGGAAAGUGGAGCAGAUGAAGUUCCAAACGUCUUUAGCAGCAUCCCAGAUAUCAUGGAACUCUUGAGUACAGCAAAAGACAGAGCUAUUCUUACAUUUGUGUUGUCAAGUGUUUUUUCAGCAACUAAACUUUCACUAGCUCUUGGAAUGCAACACCAACGAACUCAGAAUAUAAAACAAAAGGUUGAUGAAUUGUUGGACCAAAUAAAUGAUAUACGUAAAGAAGCAGAUGGGGAAGCAGAAAGAAAAAUAGAAGCUGUUAUAUCACAACUACAGCUUGAAAUAGAAAGAGAUUCGGAUCAUCUAAAUUUGAAAAGGGCAAGACUACACGAGGAAGAAAUAGAAGAAAGGAGCUUUGAAAUAGAAUUGAAAAGAAGACGGCUGGAUGGAAUGGAAGGGAAAUCAAAAUCAUCUGCAAAGAAAAGGUUGUCCAAGCGACUCAUUAAAAAUUGGAAAAAUAGUCUUAUGUCACAAAAAGGGAAAGGUGAGGGAAGGUAUAGAAUUGAUAGAGGUGCAGAACAAGCGAUAUAUGAAGUGCUUCAAGAGCAACUGAAAGCACAUAGCCGAAGAUGGGGUGAAGAGGGAACAGGGUAUCUUGAACAUGACAAACGUCUGCAUUCGAAGGAAAUGAGAAGAAUCGCAAAUACCUACCUUAGAAAAAGAGGAAAGAAAACAAUCAGAAGUAAGGAGACUGUCCAUUCAUGGGGGAGAUGUCGAAAUAGGAGAUCUCGUCAGGCCAAGCAACAUCGAGGUAGAAAUUUGUGGGCUCAUCUUCGACCUCAGAAAAAAUGGAAAGAAGGGCACAUCAACAUUCAUUACAAUCGUGCUCACAUUAAGAACUAUACUAGAUUCGCAUUUUCCAAUGACAACAAAGAAAGGCAACCAUAUGUGAUUAGACGUGCCAUUGACGAUAAGACAUAUGUGAGGUGCGGGACAUCAGAAGGAUUCUCAAGGCCACUUCAUACCCCAGUGCAACUAUCUAAUGAAGAAAGAUGA